This is a messenger RNA of Indicator indicator, 830 nucleotides long. RefSeq names its product uroporphyrinogen III synthase (gene UROS). The record is from RefSeq and is a predicted model, not a curated record. Gene Ontology annotation, molecular function: uroporphyrinogen-III synthase activity. Bases 1 to 810 code for a protein of 269 amino acids. Gene Ontology annotation, biological process: uroporphyrinogen III biosynthetic process. The transcript has 9 exons. Lineage: Eukaryota; Metazoa; Chordata; Aves; Piciformes; Indicatoridae.
AUGAAGGUUCUGUUGCUGAAGGAUCCCAAAGACAAAGAUUCAGGACCAGAUCCAUAUAUUAAAGAAUUACAAGCAUGCGGAUUUGAAGCAACUUUGAUUCCAGUUCUGUCAUUUGAAUUCAUCUCUCUUGAAGGCUUAUUUGAAAAGCUCUGUCAUCCAGAAUCUUAUGGAGGCCUAGUUUUUACCAGUCCAAGAGCAUUAGAAGCCAUCAAGAUAUGUUUAAAAGAGAACAGUAAAAAUGAAGCCUGGUCAAAAUGUCUUAAACAAAUGUGGAAUACCAAACCAGCAUAUGUGGUAGGAAAAGCUACAGCUUCCCUAGUGGAAGAAAUUGGUCUUAUUCCACAAGGAGAAAAGUCUGGAAAUGCUGAAAAAUUAGCAGAAUAUAUUUGCUCAAGAGAGAAACCUAAUUCCUCAGCCCUUCUUUUUCCUUGUGGAGCCCUGAAAAGAGAAGUACUUCCUACAGUACUUCGGGAAAAAGGUAUAGCUCUGGAAAACCUCACUGUUUAUCAAACAACCCAACACUCUGACCUGCAGGAAUCUUUGAACAGUUAUUUCUCACAACAGGGAAUUCCAGCAAGCAUCGUGUUCUUCAGCCCAUCUGGUGUCAAAUUUUGCCUCCAGCACAUUCAGAAGCUUUUGGGGGAUUUUAGCAACAGUAUCAAGUUCGCUGCGAUUGGUCCAACCACAGCAGAAGCCAUGGAAGCAGCAGGAAUCCCAGCUAGCUGCACUGCAGAGAGUCCGACUCCACAAGACUUGGCUGCUGGGAUCCAAAAGGCACUUCACUUACAGAACUGCUCAAUAUCUAAGUGAGAGCACAGCACACCAUUGAA